GAGAACGUGCGCCAUGCAGUGUUUGACUUCGGGGCUCAUCGAGUGGGACAUGGCUAUGCCAUGACCCGGGAUGCACCCGGACUGGCAGAGAUCGUUCGGGAAGGUGCACAUUUCGAAGUUUGCCCGACCUCCUCGCUCGAAACUGGGGCGUGGAGUUUCUCAGAGGCUGCACCACCAUGGCCACAGCAUCCGCUGGCCGCAAUGCUGGCAGCUGGGGCGAAGGUCUCCAUCAACUCGGAUGAUCCGACAGUGUUUGACACCUCGCUGACGGCAGAGCUGUUGCUUUGCCUUCGAGAGAUGAAGCUCACCCGUGAGCAGGUGGUUCAACUUACUCUCUCAGCAGUGGAUGCCGCCUUUGGGGACGACGAAGAGCUCACACGCAUUCGCCGGCGAAUCGAGCACUUCGCUACAAACGGCAGGGCCUAG
Symbiodinium pilosum is the source of this 426-nucleotide messenger RNA. The record is from the annotation of a GenBank genome assembly. NCBI's taxonomy places the organism in Eukaryota, Dinophyceae, Suessiales, Symbiodiniaceae.